AUGGAUGCUAAAUUACGCGAUGAAGAAGCUAGAAGAUUGAGAGCUGCUGGUAAAUCAAAUGUUGAUGGUGUAGCAAAUGUGUCCCUAAUUUCUGGAAGAUUUUUUGUGUUAGUUGGAGCAGGAGAGAGAGCAGAGUCUCUUCCACGAGCAGUUUCAGGGGAGACUUUUCCUAUCGAACAGUUGGAUGCAUAUUGCCCUAAAAUUGGAAUGAUUCUUGCAAAUUGCUCUGCUAUUGGCAUGGAAUUAGAUGUGCAACAUGUUUAUUUCCUAAACUGGAUAUUAAUUACCUCGACACAAAGGAUUAUCUUGAUGUGCAGGCGAGAAGUUUUUGUUGCUGAUACGAGUGAAAGCAUGAAGGAAAACACAAUUGAGGUUACAAAGAAUGCAGUGAAGAGGAAACAAACACUGAUACGAACAUGUCAACCAUGUUUGAUGUGUUGA
This is a messenger RNA of Lactuca saligna, 441 nucleotides long. The record is from the annotation of a GenBank genome assembly. NCBI's taxonomy places the organism in Eukaryota, Viridiplantae, Streptophyta, Magnoliopsida, Asterales, Asteraceae.